GGACUGAAGAAUGACAACAUGUUUACAAGUAGACUUCUUGCGAGUAACAUUAGUUCAAUUAUUUGAGAUCCGUCGAUUGUGAAAAGAUGUUGUCGAUUCUAACUAUACUUGUCAUUUUCAGUUUGGCUAAGGCUAUAGACGGUUGCGACGAAUAUAAUGUGGGCUUGGCUAAUACUUUAGUCAUCCCCGACAGCGCAUUUUCGGCAAGCAGUGAGUGCCCUCAGAGCGGCAACUAUCAUGGAUAUCGUGCCGCGAGAGGGCGUCUGGAUGUAAUCUAUGAGGGCCCCAACAAGAAAGGAGGAUGGAUGGCCGAUGCCAGCCAGACAUCACACUGGAUUGAUGUCGACUUACAGGCAACAGUGAACGUAGCUGGUGUGAUUACACAGGGAAGGCAGUGCGGGGAUGACUGGGUGAAAGAGUACCGAGUUGAAUACAAGAAUUCUGGGACCACUUACAUUUCUGUGACUAAUACCAUGAACCUGCCAAUGACUUUUACUGGAAACACUGACAGAAACACAAAGGUUACAAACCUCUUCCCGAAAGGCCCGGUACUCGCUCGGAACAUACGUAUUCAUCCCACAGAUUGGAACAGAAAUGCUCCUAGCCUUCGAUUCGAAGUUAUUGGCUGUCAGCAGUGAUAGCAGUUGGUGGCUAGUAAUGAAACUGGUUGUCCGGAGUAUUGCCCAGCAGAAGAGGGAAGCAUAGAAGCUGACGUGCGCGUCGUGAAUUCAUAUAUUGCUAGAUUAAUACUGUAGAUAAAUAGCCUAGAAUAAUUGAUUGAUUGAUUUAUUGAAUGAUUGGAGUAAUUGAUAUAUAUUCCAUGCUAAAUAUUUCUUCUGAAAUAUAAAAAAAGUUGUUCACGCUACAAAUUGUAAUAGAAUUUACAUCUGCCAUAAUUUGAAAACUGUACUAUCCUGCUAUAGCCUAUAUCCAUUGGUAUUAUUUUAAAGGCCUGCACAGACUUGUAUUUAUAUAUUGACUACAGACCUGUCUGGUUGAUAUAUUUCGAUUAAAAACAGUUCCAUAUUUGUAUAUUUUAAUAUGCCUUAUUUUAUAUGACCAUGACGAUUUCGAUGAUGAUGAGAAUGAUAAUAAUAAUGGCAUUUGGUAUCACA
Molecule: messenger RNA, 1115 nt
Organism: Anneissia japonica
Lineage: Eukaryota; Metazoa; Echinodermata; Crinoidea; Comatulida; Comatulidae
Product: probable carboxypeptidase X1
Exons: 4
Coding region: 87-638 (183 amino acids)
Source: RefSeq, a predicted model, not a curated record